Symbiodinium natans is the source of this 2736-nucleotide messenger RNA. Lineage: Eukaryota; Dinophyceae; Suessiales; Symbiodiniaceae. The record is from the annotation of a GenBank genome assembly.
AUGAUACGGGCCCUCACGCUGGGUGGAAAAGUACUCGCAGCAGUGCCAACACAGGAGAUCACCAAUGUGCGAAGCUUGAAGCUGCACGUGGCAAAGUUGCACGGAGUCCCACGCUUCAGACAAAGAGUCUUUAUAGGCAAUAAGGCCACAGAGGACGACGCAGCGCUGGAUGCGCCAACUGACUUCCAGCUAAUCUUCCUGGAGUUCGCCACCAUGUCUCCAGAGCAAGCCUUCAAGCUUACCAAAGCUUCUGGAUAUGGCUGCGCCGAUGAGGUUGAAAAGCUCUUGCAAAUCCCUUUGAAUCCCAACUCAGCCAACGUCGAAGAGUGGGGCCCACUUCUUGCGGCCGCAGACCAUGGACAUCUUGAGGUCGUAGAUUUGUUGCUUGAGGCAAGGGCUGACCCUGUAUUCCAAGGCUUCGAGGGCACAGCUCUUGUGCUUGCCGGUGAAAGAGGGCACGUUGACAUUACCAGGUCAUUGUUGAAAGCUGGGGCUGGCAUGGAAGUGUCGGAGAGGCACUGGGCAAUAUAUCGCACCAGUUUUGGUUUCCGCAAAGAAGCGUGUGACGAAUGUGUGAAGUUGCUGGUUGCGGCUGACCUAGAGGAUUGCCGCGGGCGGAGGGGUCUCAUAUCAGCAUCAAAGGACGCCAUGGUGAAGGUGAUCGCCUCGGACCUAGGCUGGGCAGAGGCUGAAGAUGUCCUGUCAGCCAAAGUCACGAAACAGCAGCAGUCAGCGCACAAGAGGGACUUGGAACGUGAGUGGGUGCAUCGGAGUGUCUGCGUAAAGCACGGCAGCUUGGAGCAUCACGAAGACCACCUGGAGCUGGAGCCCAUGUUUGGCAAUCGUCGAAGUGUGCACUGGCGGAACCACGUCUUUGCCGACCUAAGAAACUGCCAUCGCCACGAAGAUGGGGACUGUCGGCGCGGGCAUUUCCAGACGAAGCGAUGGGUGCGUCAAGUUCCUGCGCCUGGAGAGGCCGACGGCAUUGGCAGGAAGUAUGUUGCCCACAUGGACCAGGGCCUUCCUGCGUACGCUUACCCACAGACCAGGCAUGCGGAUUGGCACAAGCGCUACGAGGUGGCCAAAGCUUUAGUCACCGAGGACAGAGCAGACAAGAUCCACGAGUUGGUGGUUGAGCUUGAGACGAAACAGCCUUUGAAACUGCUGGGCGCGACUGCGAUCGAGGACCGACUGCAGGAUGAGGUUGCAGACACGAUUGCGCAGCUACGGGCUGCUGGCAUCCGCGUCUGGGUUCUGACGGGUGACAAGGUGGACACGGCGAUUUCCAUUGCCAUGUCCUGCCAGCUCCUCACUGAGGAAAUGGACAACUUCGUCAUCGAUGGGGACUCGGAGCAAUCGCUCUUGGAGGUGCUCACCGAGGCGCUUCAGUCGGACCGGCCGGCCCUGACGAUCGCAGGUUCCCGCCUGGCAGAGGCUCUGGAGUCAGAAGAUGAUCGGGCACUGCUUUUCAAAGUGGGACAGCGCUGCAGAUCUGUGGUUUGCUGCCGUGUCUCGCCGAAGCAGAAGGCCGACGUUGUGGACCUCGUCAAGUCCUUGGACCACUCCGCGGUGACGCUGUCCAUUGGCGACGGGGCGAACGAUGUGUCCAUGAUCGUCGCUGCGCAUGUGGGCGUCGGGCUCUCCGGAAAGGAAGGUGCACAAGCCGCCUACGCUGCCGACUUUGCAUUGCCCGAGUUCCGGUUGCUCAAGAGGUCCAUCUUCGCUCACGGUCGCGAGGCAUACCGCCGGAAUGCGGUCGUCUGCUUGUACAGCUUCUACAAGAACCAGGCUAAUGUGCUCAUCACCAUCUUCGCCGCUGCUGGAAAUGCCUUCUCUGGCAGCAACGUAGUGAACCCUUGGCUGAUGCAAUGCUACAACCUUGUGCAUUGCCACGUGCCGCUCUUUCUCUACGGCAUGUACGAUAGGGCGUCGGACUUGGCAGACCUGACGGACGAGCCCGAGGGCCACGCUCCGAACCUCUUUGGCUACGACAUCCAGCUGGUCUGGAUGGCGGCGGCUGCACUCCAGGCGACACUGAUUCGCGCGCUCUGGUGCUCAUCCACUCUGGGGCUUGCAGGUGAGGUUGGUCCCGACCUUUCCCAGAGCGCGAUCUUGGGUAACCUCUGCUUUAUUUCCGUGGUGCUGUGCGUGAACGUCACGCUGAUGCUGCGGCAGUAUAGCUGGUCUAGAUGGAUCGCGCUGACAUACCUGUUAAACUUCAUCGGCUUGAUUGUCACCUUGGCCAUGUUUGUUCCAGGACUGGUCCAGGUCUUCGAGGGUACCAACUUCCUCCGAGUGAGUCUGAUUUGUAUAGUGACCCUUGUCCUCACCACCCUCAUCGGAGAGAUCUUGAUCCUAUCGGCCGAGCUGUUCAUGUCCGGUGUCGAUAGCGGCGAGGACGAGAAGAGUCUGGUCCAGGUUGUGCACGUGAUGCCGGCAGCGGAGCCGCUGCAGCCCUUUCAGUCGCAGACAGUACCGGAUCUGGAGAUGUCGCGCAAGGGUUCGAACUCGAGUCGGCUCAGUGUCAGUGCCAGGCGGUCCAGCUUGGGCUACGCCUACUCCGAGGAGUGCUCCCUGGAGCGAGAGAAAGAGCGUUGGAGCCACAUGGCCGUGCCGUCUCAGGUGUCGUGCGCCGUGCCGUCAUCCGCCCGCUUCGCUUGUCAGUCCAAUUCUGGAGCCGGCUCGAAAGAGCUGCAGCCAGAGACCAUUGAGCUGAGCAGCUUUCGUGGUCCGUGA